This is a messenger RNA of Hydatigera taeniaeformis, 603 nucleotides long. Lineage: Eukaryota; Metazoa; Platyhelminthes; Cestoda; Cyclophyllidea; Taeniidae. The record is from the annotation of a GenBank genome assembly.
AUGUUUAGUCAAAUUGCAAAGAUCAAUGACCACCUCUACCUUAGCAGUUUGGAGGCACUGACACCGGCCCGACUACAGCACUACGGCGUGACGCAAGUGAUUUCCGCUAUGGUGGAGGCACUUCCAGCAGAGCUGUUGACAGAAGAUGGAUCCCGGACGCGAUCUCACGUACAGAUUUGUGUAGAAGACAUAGAAAGCGCAGACCUAAGUGCUUAUUUUGACUCAGUUGCGGAUCGCAUAGCUCGGGAGGCACGACGCGGAGGGCGCACCCUUGUACACUGUGUGGCUGGAGUUUCGCGCUCACCCAGCCUAGUUCUUGCAUACCUUGUAAAGCACUCAAGCAUGACGUUGGCAGAAGCCUACCACCACGUCCACCGUCUCCGACCCUGCGUACGUCCUAAUCCAGGCUUCUGGCGUCAGCUAAUUGCGUAUGAAAUCGAGCGGCGUGGUGUGCCUUCAAUGCGCCUGGAGGGUAGCGUUGGUAAUCUCACCUCUUGUCCCUCCCCAACUUCUUCUACUCUAAUAUGGAAUCGUCUCACAAACGCGGAGGCACUACAGCAUUAUCGCCAACAAUGGCGCGGAUACCUUCAUGAACAUUAUUGA